AUGUGCAAGUUCUACUACGAAGUGACCGUGUGUCGGUGCCAAGAGGCUGACCGCUGCCUCGGCGCGCUGCGCACCAGCCAGAUCAACAUUGGCGGCACGCCCUACCACAUCAUCAGCGAUCCGGUCCAUCGGAGCGAGGCGUGCGCCCGGAGGAGGGUCAGGGAGCGACAGCUCUCGGCAUCGCGCGAGUGCUUCCAGACGACCAUCUCCUCACGCCGCGGGCCCUCGGGGGACAAGAUCCUCUACGUCUUUACAUCAAGGCCCUGCACCAUGUGCCAGUUCAUCCAGGUGCAAGAGUUCUGCCCCUGCACCGCCGACGACAAGUGCCGGCGGCUCGACGAGUCAGUGCAGACGCCGUUCGGCCUGCGCCACCUGGUCAACCAGACAGGCAUCGUCACCGUCGUCUGCAAGCAGCGCCGCUUCGUCAUGUCCCACGCGGCCUUCCCCGCGCGCGAGUGCCCCAACACCUCCGAGGCCUCCCGGGCCGGCCCCGGUGGCGACAGCUGCACCUACGAGCCGGCUGACAGGAUGUGUCAGCUGUGCGCCGACUUUUGCUGCCUGCCGCGGGGCGUCUGA
Molecule: messenger RNA, 576 nt
Organism: Cordyceps fumosorosea ARSEF 2679
Lineage: Eukaryota; Fungi; Ascomycota; Sordariomycetes; Hypocreales; Cordycipitaceae
Exons: 2
Coding region: 1-576 (191 amino acids)
Source: RefSeq, a predicted model, not a curated record